UUUCUGGUGUUGAGUAUCCUUAAAAAGGCAGAAGUGCAGCAGGAGAAUAUCCCACCUAGCAUUAAUGUGUGGAAACUGGAACAAGAGGAGGUUUGCCCAGGUUUGAGGAGUGGGAUUAUAAACUUUUGAUGGAAAUCUCCAGGAGGGUCCCUCUUUGAAAUGGCAUCAGACAGCGAGGUGAAAACGUUACUGAAUUUUGUGAACCUGGCCUCUAGUGACAUCAAAGCUGCUCUGGACAAGUCUGCUCCCUGCCGCCGCUCAGUUGAUCACAGAAAAUACUUGCAGAAGCAGCUCAAGCGUUUUUCUCAGAAAUAUUCCAGGAUACCAAGAUGCCACCCCAGCAAAUCCAUGGAAUCCAGCUCCAAACGAGGGGCAGAGGAUAGAAAUCGCAGUUCAGAUCCAGAUGGCCCGGAUCCAAAUCACUGCAGAGCGUCCAGUGAAAAGGUCCUGAGGCUAUCAGAGGUGGAGGAGAACUUCAAUGAGGAACAGGUUUUGCAAGAGCAAAGCCCAGAGUCUGUAAGGCCAGAUCAGGUGCCCAUGAGGAAAAGACAGCUGCCGGCUUCCUUCUGGGAAGAACCCAGACCAACUCAGAGUCUGCUGGUCGGGAGCUUUCCCGCCGCAUUAGAUGGGCUUCCAAACUCCAGGGACCUUCUUCCUUACGAGGGCAAGAAAAGCAAAAAGGGUCCUGAUACCACUGAGCCAGGCAGCCCCGCUCUGCCUGCCCAGCCCAGUGGGGAGAAGGAGCCUAUCAAAGUGCCCGGGACAUCCUUAUCUGGCCGGAUGAAUGCCUGGAGCUGCUGUCCAUUUCAGUACCAUGGACAACCUGUUUAUCAAACCCAUGGAGCCCUACCUCAGUCACCCUUUCCAGGCCUGGGGCUAUGGAGGAAAAGCACAGCACCCGCAGGGGAGAUCCAACACUUCUGCAAAGAGGCGGGCAGUAUGGGGCAGAAACUAUACAGACCAGUGGUUUUGAAACCCAUCCCUACCAAGCCGGCAGUGCCAGCUCCUAUUUUCAAUGUGUUUGGAUACAUUUAGCCUGAGGGAGCGGAGGGGAUUUUGUGCUGUGUACGGUAGCUCUUUCAAAUGAAAUUGAAAUGUAACUUCAGACAUUGGCCCAUCAGCUAAUCACGCUGUGGAGCAAUUCUUAGGGAAAGAAUAUGCUAUCAUUUCCAUCUGUCUGUAGACGGGCAGCUAUUACAGGCUGCUCCUUUAAUCAGAAGGGGACAAGCUGGCUGACUUAAAUAGUGGUUGUGGUGUCAGUCUCCCCUCACUGCACUGGUAUAAAUCAGGAAUAACUCUUACUGAAGCCAGUGCUGUUAAAUGACAGGAGAACUGGGCCUCUUAUAUUUAAGAUAAUUGUUUGACCCAGGGUAUGUCAGGCUAAGAACCAUUUGGAAUCUGCACUUAUAACCCCUGUGACACCUUUUCCACAUGGGAAUGUCUUUAUGCGGCUCUGCACCACCAGCAGCAAUGACGUGAUUAAAUUGAUAACAUCUCUUGUACUUUAAAGUCACUCUAAAGAAAUCAGUUAAGGUUUUCAGGUCACUUUCUUUUACCAAUAGGACAGUAUUUAAUGCAGAAGAUAAGUUUGUAAAUCGAUUUCAGCUCUUCUCUCGUGUAAAUAUCAAGAGAGUUUAAAAAAAAUAAAACAGGUAAUUUUAUUUGUCUCCACAUCUCGAAUAUGUUCAGAUUGCAUGUUUAUUGUCCUCCCAGCGAGUAGAUUCAGGUUUAGUUUGUAAAGGGGUUGUCAUUCAGAAAAGAGGGCCUGAUUCUCUAAUUAUUCACAAUGGUGUAAAUCAGGAGUAGCUCCACUGAAGGCUAUGAAAUUAGCCAGUUUAAAACUGGUGUGAAUGAAAGCAGACCUGCCCUCUGACAACUAAGAGAAUAGACUGGAAAUGGUUUAGCAUUUGAACAUGUAAGUGCAAAACCAGUGAUAUAAGAGGGAGGAUCUGAGUGUGAACACUGACGCCUCAGGGUAUGUGCACACCAGAAGUGCUACAGUGGCACAGCUACAGCACUGUAGUGCAGACAUUUUACUACAGUGUCUGAAGGUCUUCUCCCAUGGCUGUCAUAAAUCCCCCCCUCUACAAGAAGCAGCAUCCAGGUUGGCAGAAGAAUUCUUCCAUCUAAAGGUGUCUACAGGGGGCUUAGUUUGGCUAAACUAUGUAUCUUGGGGGGAGGGUUAAUUUUUCACACUCCUUAGCGACAUAACUAGAUUGACCUAUGUUUUAGGUCAGGUAGGUUUAGGUAGACCAAGCCUCAGUUGAUCAAGGCAAUGAGCUUCCCAGGGACAAUUCUGUACUCUGCCUGAAGACUGGUCUACACUAGGAGCUUACAUUGGCAUGGCUACACUGCUCAGGGGUGAUCCACACCCCCGAGCAACAUAGCUAUGCUGACCUAACCCCAAGUGUAGACAGCACGAGGUGGACAGAAGAAGUCCACUGCAGCUGUCCCUCUAUAGUGGUUUAAGUGUAGACAUGCCCUGAUUCUAAGAUGGAAAGCUGCAGAUUAAUAAGUACUCUGGUAGUUUGCAAGUUAUUCACUUGCAAAGCUGGUCAUGUGUGGUGAAAUCACUUCUGAUAGGUUAAAAAGAGUGUUUUGUUAAACUUUUUUAAAGCCUACAAAGAAGUAAUGCUAAACAAAUAGGACAGGAGACCUAUGAUUAAAUAUUAUGGACCUGAUUUUUCAGUCACUUAGCGGUGUAAAUCACUGAGGUCAACAGAGCUACACUGUAUAAAAGUGACAGGAGAAUUAGAUCAUAUGCAUCAGCUGAGGGUCUGGCCUUGUAUACUGCCUGCAACUUUUAUUAAGGGCAUGCAGAUAAUUCUCUGGCCAGUGGGCCCAUUCUUCCCAGACAUCUCAAUGGUAACCCUGAGAGCAGCCUAUGCAGAAGUGAAGCCACUAUGGGUUAUUCCUGUAGUCUAAAAAUAACAGCAUGAUAGAUGAACCAGGCUUAAGCCUUAACUUCCUUCUCCUUGUGCAGUCAUUUACACCUGUACAAAGAAGGCAUUAUAUAACACGAUUCUCUGAUUUGGUAGCAUUUCACCAGCUUUGCAUAGUUGUAAAUAAUAGCACAAGAUCCAGAAGAAUCAGAUCCAUAGAAUCUUGGGGCCCAGCAUGGAAGUGUGGGUCUGGCUCCUGUAUCAUACUUCAAUACCUCCUCCUUGUCUUCAGAAAAGACUCCAUGAAGAGGUAGUGUCCCUGAACCUGUAUCCACUGAAGUGAAAUACAAAAUUUCCUCUUAGGAGGAGAAAUGGGCCCAAGAGAGGCAAGCUGCAAAGCUAUAGACAAGGGGUUCCUGCAGCUCUUUCUCACAUGAGUGACCUUUACUGACACUUGUAGUCAGACUGAAACCAGUGGGCCAGAUGCUGAACACAGUCACAGCUGUGUGAACCCCGAGUAGCUUCACUGAAGUUAUGCCAGGCUGCUAGCAGGCAGGAUGACUGGGAUCAGCACCUGGCUCUCUGGAACCACUUCAGAAUGUAUGGUUCCAUCAAAAUGGAAACACUCCAUGAAACUGGGUCAAUGUCAUUUCAGAGGAAAAUGAGGUGGGGGAGGGAGAGUUCUGACAAUGUCAAACCACUUCUGUUAUUUUUUUAAUUUUUAAGUGACUUUUCAUUUAGAAAGUUUCAUUUUGUAGGAUCAUGGAUAGCACUAUAAUACGAUAACCUUAGAAAGUCAAAAUUGGAACAAAAUGUCAAAAUGAAACAUUUCUAUAAUUUUUCUUUUUGGUAAUUUUCCUUUGCAACUUUGGAAAAAAGCCAAAUUCGGAACGAAGCCAAAUGGGAAACCCACUUUCUGGACGGUUCUAGUUCCAGGGCUGGGACCUUUCAUGGAGUUCUGGUGUAUUCUAAGAAGUGAAGCAGCAGUGCUCUAGAACUCGAAUGACAUCAUUACAUGUAGCUGAAGUAACUGAAGAGGUUUGUGUGAGACAUUCUUCUGGGAAGCUACAACCUCUCCGCCAGCAAUACAAGUCUCCUCUUCCUGUGACUACUGUUUAGAUUAUUACUUAUUACUGCUUCGAUUGGUUCAAACUUUCCCCAGAUACCUCUUUGUCUGGGUCCUCAGU
Messenger RNA from Gopherus flavomarginatus (Mexican gopher tortoise), 4069 nucleotides. RefSeq names its product family with sequence similarity 181 member A (gene FAM181A). The transcript is spliced from 2 exons. The record is from RefSeq and is a predicted model, not a curated record. Lineage: Eukaryota; Metazoa; Chordata; Testudines; Testudinidae. The coding region runs from base 160 to 1035 and encodes 291 amino acids.